This is a messenger RNA of Rhincodon typus (whale shark), 3669 nucleotides long. Its product is annotated as zinc finger protein 729-like. The transcript is spliced from 2 exons. The record is from RefSeq and is a predicted model, not a curated record. Lineage: Eukaryota; Metazoa; Chordata; Chondrichthyes; Orectolobiformes; Rhincodontidae. The coding region runs from base 1 to 2316 and encodes 771 amino acids.
AUGGAAGAAGGUCUAUUUGAAUGCGAGGUGUGUGACCAAGAUUUUGGACAGGCCUCGAAUCUCCACACACAUGAAAGCAUUCAUACUGGAGAGAAGACAUUUUCAUGUGAGGUCUGCAACAAAUCCUUCUCGCAGUCAUCAAACCUCCGUGUACACCAACGCAUCCAUACGGGGGAGAAACCAUUCAUGUGCAAGAUUUGCAAUAAAUCGUUUGGAUAUUCAUCAACCCUCCGUGAACACCAACGUAUUCAUACAGGCGAGAAACCAUUCAGGUGUGAAGUUUGUGACAAAUCUUUCUCCCGACUAUCGAACCUCCGACAACACGAACGUAUUCACACUGGGGAGAAACCAUUUACAUGUGAGAUUUGUGACAAAUCGUUUUCUUGGUUGUCCAACCUCCAUGAACACCGACGCAUUCACACAGGGGAGAAACCAUUUACAUGCCAAGUGUGCAACAAAUCAUUCCCAUACUUAAUGAACCUCCGGGUACAUCAACGCAUUCACACAGGAGAGAAACCAUUCACCUGUGAGGUGUGUGACAAAGCUUUCACACAGUUAUCACAUCUGCUGGUCCAUCAAACGAUCCACACAGGAGAAAAACCCUUCAAAUGUGAGGUCUGUGAUAAAGCUUUCACAACUUCGACCAGGCUUCUGAUGCACCACAGCAUUCACACGGGACAGAAACCCUUCAAGUGUGAGUUCUGUGAGAUGUCUUUCACACAAUGUUCUGAACUCCUGACACAUCAAAGGAUUCAUACAGGGGAGAAACCCUUCAAGUGUGAGGUGUGCGGCAAAUCCUUCUCACAGUCAUCAAAUCUCCAUGCACACCAACGUAUUCACACUGGCGAAAAACCAUUCAUGUGUAAGGUGUGCAACAAAUCCUUUUCCCGAUCUUCGAACCUUCGCGCCCACCAACAUAUCCAUACAGGGGAGAAACCAUUCACAUGCGAGGUGUGUAACAAAUCAUUCUCACACUCAAUGAACCUCCGUGUACAUCAACGUAUUCACACAGGGGAGAAGCCAUUCACAUGCAAAGUGUGUGACAAAGCAUUCACACAAUUAUCAAAUAUCCUGAGGCAUCAAGCCGUUCACACAGGAGAGAAACCCUUUAAAUGUGAGGUUUGUAAUAAAGCUUUUACAACAUCUACCAGGCUUCUGAUGCACCACAGCAUCCACACAGGAGAGAAACCAUACAAGUGCGAGAUUUGUGAGAAGGCUUUCACCCAAUCCUCCGACCUCCUGAGGCACCAACGCAUUCACACCGGGGAGAAACCUUUUGUGUGUGAGGUGUGUGACAGAUCAUUCACACAGACAUCAACCCUCCGCAUACACCAACGCAUCCACACGGGGGAAAAACCAUUUACCUGUGAGGUGUGCAACAAAUCAUUCUCAGACUUAUCAACCCUCCGCAGACACCAACGCAUACACACAGGAGAGAAACCGUUCAGAUGUGAGGUGUGUGACAAAUCAUUCUCAGAGUCAUCGACCUUGAGGGUACACCAACGCAUUCACAAUGGGGAGAAACCAUUCACGUGUGAGCUAUGUGACAAAUCUUUCUCAAAUUCAUCACACCUCCGCAGACAUCAACCUGUCCACACAGAGAGGAAACCGUUCAUGUGUGAUGUGUGUGACAAAUCCUUCUCAGAUUCAUCAGGUCUCCUGCUCCAUCAGAGGAUUCACACAGGGGAGAAACCAUUCAAGUGCGAUGAAUGUGACAAAGUGUUUUCAGAGUCAUCAACCCUCCAUGUACACCAGCGCAUUCACACAGGAGAAAAACCAUUCAAGUGCGAGGUGUGUGACAAAUCAUUCUCAGAAUCAUCAACCCUUCGCAGACACAAACGCACUCACACGGGGGAGAAGCCUUUUGUGUGCGAGGUGUGUGACAAAUCAUUCUCACAGACCUCAACCCUCCACGUGCACAGACGCAUUCACACAGGGGAGAAACCAUUCACAUGUGAGGUGUGUGAUAAGUCAUUCUCAGACUUAUCGAGCUUCCACAGACACCAACUCAUUCACACAGGGGUAAAGCCAUUUACAUGUGAUGUAUGUGACAAAUCAUUCUUGACUUCUUUGCACCUUCGUAGACACCAAACUGCUCAUACUGGGGAGAUGCCAUUCUCAUGUGAUAUAUGUAGCAAAUCAUUCUCAGUUUCAUCGAGACUCCUGCGACAUCAGAGGAUUCACACAAGGGAGAAACCUUUCACAUGUGAAGUGUGUGACAAAUCAUUCUUGGAUUCAUCGCAUUUCCUGCUCCAUCAGAAGAUCCAUACAGGAGAGUUUCCCUUCAGUUCUGAGAUUGUGAUGAACGUUCCUUGAUGUGUAAGAACAUUUGGAAUGCACCUGGAUUUACACAGGAGAGAAACUCUUCAUGUGUGAUGUUUGUGACAAGGCUUUCACAGAGUCAGUGAAGCUCCUGGCCCAUCAGUGUAUUUACAUUGGGGGGGUACCCUACCAGUGGGAGUUCUGUAAUACAGCCAUCAUACAAAUGUUGGACUUCCAGGAUCAUUAGCAAACCCAUACAGGAACUAUCCAAGCAUGUUCUUGGCUAGUAUUCGCUCAGUCAUAGCACUGCAACAAACUUGGAGCAACCCUCAUGCAGUGAGGACAACUAGUUGUGUUUGUAUCCACAACAUUAACACACACUGAACAACACUGUACACAGGCAUUGCGAAAGAGAGUCUGGCUAUUUUCUUUGAAUUGGAACUUUUCAACCAGUACCUGUUUGGGAGACAGAAAGUGAUGGUAGAGUCUGACCAUAAGCAGUUUCAAAACAUCUUUCUCAAACCACAUCUAACUGCUCCAAAUAUUGCACAGGAUGUGAUUUUGCUUUCGUAGAUAUCUCUGGGAAGUGAAGUACAAGCAAGGGAAGCAGAUGAACAUCACUGACAUGCUGAUGAGAUCUGCACUUUCUGAAGGAAGUUGAUGCUGGUACACAGUGUGCAAUAUUUCAGAUUCAGCAAGAAGCAACAGCAUAACAUGCUCUGGAAAUCAUCAACCCAGCAGAGAAACUGACUCUGACAGACAGGCAUCUUGCUCAAAUCAAACAAAUUUCGCUACAAGGUGCAAAACUUCAAAAGACCAGAAGUGAGAAUUGUCGUGAGUGACAAAACCAAAGUGAAAUGACAGGAAACCACAAUUUCACUUUAAUACUGCUGUCAAAUCAUUGCCAGAGCUGACAAUGAGAAGGCAGUCAGGGUGCAAACAUUCAACACACUUAUGAGUAGUCAGAUCAGUUGGUGACAUGAGACCUGUGUAGAGAAUUUGCCAUCUUGAUCACAUACAAAAUGCCCUACUAGGUUGACACUGCAACUAGAGAAGGUGCUGUAGUUGAUGAGGCAAAUUUAUUUUAGUAUUUCGCAAUAAGCUGAAUGCCAUCAUUUCUGAAGGUCAUCCUUUCCAUGCCUCAGUAGGGAGCAGCUCGGCAACAGUGAUCACAAUUCAGUAAGUUUUAAGGUACUGAUGGAUAAAGAUCGGUGUAGUUGUCAGGUGAAGGUGCUAAAUUGGGGGAAGGCUAAUUACAACAAUGUUAGGUGGGAACUGAAGAAUGUAGAUUGGAGGCAGUUGUUUGAGGACAAAUCACCACAUGGUAUGUGGGAGGCUUUCAAGUGUAAGUUGCUGGGAACUCAGGACUGGCACGCUCCUGUAAGGAUGAAGAAUAAGUAUGGCAAG